This is a messenger RNA of Caenorhabditis remanei, 237 nucleotides long. RefSeq lists its product as uncharacterized. The record is from RefSeq and is a predicted model, not a curated record. The coding region runs from base 1 to 237 and encodes 78 amino acids. NCBI's taxonomy places the organism in Eukaryota, Metazoa, Nematoda, Chromadorea, Rhabditida, Rhabditidae. The transcript has a single exon.
AUGAGUGGUGGACAUUGUCUGCUUCCAAUGAAUGUGAUCGGCGUCUUCCUCGAUCAUUUGCAUAGAGACCAGAUUGGAAUCACAGACGAAGCAAGCGGUGUCAGCGACUUCCGUGGGGGCGACGGUUGCAAUGAACUUUUUGGGACACUGAACGGCGUGAAGGAUUGUGUGAGGGCCGUCGAGGGGAUGCUCAUCGUCGUUGCUGUAGACGGGCACUUCUUGACCGCCUGGAAAUGA